Molecule: messenger RNA, 2154 nt
Organism: Triticum dicoccoides
Lineage: Eukaryota; Viridiplantae; Streptophyta; Magnoliopsida; Poales; Poaceae
Product: glycine-rich protein DOT1-like
Exons: 2
Coding region: 165-572 (135 amino acids)
Source: RefSeq, a predicted model, not a curated record
AAAAGUCAUUUUUACCCCUGUUGUAGGCCGCUGAAAAAAAACAGGAAAACAAAAUCCCGCUGACCAAACAGUCAACAGCGUAGCGAGCCCUUCCCUAUUCUCCCGAUUCCCCUUCUCCUCGAUCCCUAACCCUACACAGCGGCCGCGCGAGGCUGGAGGAGCGGAUGGAGGAGGGCGUGGCCGACGCUGCUCCGGGUGAAGGGAUGGACGGCGCUGUGGAGGAAGGCCACGGCGCUGCACCGGCCUCGUCCUCGGGCGACCAUGGCGGGCAGGAGAAGGGCGGCCAUGGCGGGAUGAAGGAGGACGGCCCAGGCGCGGCGCCAGAGGGCGACCAUGGAGGGGAGGUGGAGGGCGGGCAAGGUGCUGCGCCGGAGGGCGGUCAAGGUGCGGCGCCGAAGCAGGGCAAUGACGAUGGUGCGACUGCCACAGAUGCAAGUACUCCGGCAUGGCUUGAAGGGAUGGAUCCAGACUCAACUUAUUUACUGAAAAUCAACUUGCUUGGCAACCCCAAAAAAGUUAGGAAGGACAUCAGAUGUCAAAAAGCUAGGAAGGAUAUCAAAUUGAAGAAGUGAUUUGAAUUAAUAAUCGUUAUGCAGACAAGCUAAAUAGCAUAUUAUGUUUCAUUCGGCACUAUAUUCCAAUUCGUAUUGCCAUUGCUUUUGACUUCCAGUUCACAAUUUUGGUCACAAAAUACAGCAGGGGUAAAGUGGACUUCUCAUGUGGUAUUUAACGGUGUUAGUUGUCAAAACUAGCAGAAGUGUCACAAAAGGAACAAAAUGAAGUUUGAGUGUCAAAAAGGGAAGAAUUUUUUUUAGGGCCAAAAAGGGAACCAAAUUUUAAGAGAGGGCCAAAUAAGGAAUUCUCUCUAAACAUAAUGAUGACAUUUAGAAGGACAUCCCUGCAUCUAUCUUGUGAAGUGAGUGUGAAAUUUUUACUGAAUCGUUGGUUGUAGCUAGCUUAGGGCUGAGAGGCAUCAGGAAAGCUGUUAGCUUAUGGAUUCGGAAAAAUAGUACGUACUGGUUAGCUCAAGCUCACAAGAUUGAUGCAGAAGUCCAACAUUGGUUAACUCAAGCUCACAAGAUUGUUAUGCGUCAGGAUACAACAUCUGCAAUGUACGUAGGCAGCAUGACGGAGCCUGUGACCAUCUCUGCAUUAGUUUAUGCUCCACUGCUCAGCCACAAAGAGACAAACGUGCAGUUUAGCUCACUUGUGGUGUGUACGCGACGCGGGCAUGUUUGUUUCGACGCGCAGAGUGUGUUCAUCGCAGAGAGCUUGCUCCUCCCAUACGCCAUAUUACCAAGUAUCUUUUCUCUACUACUCCCUCCGUAAAUUAAUAUAAGAGCAUUUAGAUCACUACUUUAGUUAUCUAAACGCUCUUAUAUUAGUUUACAGAGGAAUACUAGUUAAUUUAUACGUGUGUUGUAAUGAGCUAUAUCUAUACUAUAGCUUUAACACCAAUCAUGCCAAACAUAUAGGCCAGCAUAGAAAAAAGUGCAUUUUUAGUCACCAACAAGAUGAAGGGCGGAUCGAAGGUCAAGAAGAGCUCAAGAGUUUUUUGCGGAAAAACUUCCUAUCUAUUCAUUAUCAAUCAUGACAGUACAACGAACAUAAAAAAUAAUGAAAAUUACAUCCAGAUCUGUAGACCAUCUAGCAAUGACUACAAACACUGAAGCGAGCCGAAGACGUGUCACCGGCAUCACCCCUUCAUCGCUAGAGCUGAGCAAAACUUGUUCUAGUAGACAGUCGGAAAGUUGGCGACUGUAGUUCCUUAUGGUCUUCAUGUAGGCUGAAGGCCUUUGAAGUAAACUCUUCCUGAUGUCAUUUUAAAAAAUAUGCAUCAUCUGUAUCGAACUGUUAUUGUAGGUUAAUGCAACUUUAGAUGUUAACUUGGUUCCUCCGGCAGCCUACCUUUCUAGGUGAAUCUCUGAAUGUGAUGAUCCUCUAUUUUCUUUUGGCUCCUCCUUGGUCAGGCUGGAGUAGUUAUAGUAUAGUAAAUAAUGUAUCCGUACGUAUUCUGAGCUACUGAUUUGUUGGCCCAUCUUAGUCAGAGACUUGUGAUUAAUCCUCUGUUUACCCAUUUAUCAUCUUAACCUUCAUCCAAAUUGUUCCCUGUUUGUGAUCUUUGUGGCAUUGAAUUUAACCCGUUGAUUUAUC